AUGUCAUUUGCAUCGCAGCUGCCGUCGCACUGCUGGAAUCUCACCACUGCUGCUCUCCGAUCCAACGGCUCUCAGCUGCCCGUGCCCUUCAACACCUGGUCCUCCUUCUCCUCCUUGCCCGCUGCUCCCACUGCCACCGCUACUGCCCCUGCCCUUUCAACCGCCUCUUCUCCUACAACUUCCCCUGCCUCCGCUCCUGCUUCCUCCCCUCCUGCUGCUUCUGCUGUUGACACCACUCACAUUCUCAACUUUGUCUCCUCUCCCUCCUACACUCUCUUCUUCUCCUACUUCGAUCAGACCCUCUCCUUCCCCCACCUCCCCCCCUGCUUCCAGGCUGUCAUGCCUCCCCCUUCCUCCCUCCCAAACCCUUCCCCUUCCCCUCCCCCUCGCCCACCCCCCCCCACCCCCUCCUCCUUCCCCUCCCCCACGCCCUCCCCCUCGCCCUCCUUCCCCCCCUCCCAAGACUUCAACCACUGGUAA
Messenger RNA from Closterium sp. NIES-65, 480 nucleotides. NCBI's taxonomy places the organism in Eukaryota, Viridiplantae, Streptophyta, Zygnematophyceae, Desmidiales, Closteriaceae. The record is from the annotation of a GenBank genome assembly.